Alnus glutinosa is the source of this 1826-nucleotide messenger RNA. RefSeq names its product trihelix transcription factor ENAP1-like. The record is from RefSeq and is a predicted model, not a curated record. NCBI's taxonomy places the organism in Eukaryota, Viridiplantae, Streptophyta, Magnoliopsida, Fagales, Betulaceae. The coding region runs from base 301 to 1197 and encodes 298 amino acids. Gene Ontology annotation, molecular function: transcription cis-regulatory region binding. Gene Ontology annotation, cellular component: nucleus. The transcript has 2 exons.
GAAACAAAGGAUCCAAGCAAUGUAUGUAGUAGUACUUGCCAGCUCGACCGGACCGAGCCGAGCCAAGCCGCGAGCCCAAAUGCUCGACCCCCCCUCACGUCACGCGCCCACCCCCGGCGACCCCUCAACGGCUCGACCGUACCGUAUACCCCAACCCCCCCUACACUUGCGGCUCAUGCGCCCGGCACUUCAUCGCCGCUCUCACCGACCGCAUCAUCCCUCCCCUUUUUUUCUCUCUUUAACCCUAACCACCAAAUCCACACGCCACAUCAACACCCAAACACACAAAAAGAGCUCGCGAUGGGCGACUUAACGGAGACCCUGACGCCGUCACCGGCCCCGGCCGCCUCGCAAUCGCGGCCUUUACCCGUUCGCGAGGACUGCUGGAGCGAGGACGCCACUUCCACGCUGGUCGACGCUUGGGGACGCCGUUAUAUGGAGCUGAACCGUGGGAACCUCCGUCAGAAGGACUGGCAGGAUGUGGCGGACGCCGUCAACGCCCUCCACGGCCACACCAAGAAAACGCACCGGACCGACGUGCAGUGUAAGAACCGUAUCGACACCAUUAAGAAGAAGUACAAAAUCGAGAAGGCUAGGGUUUCGUCAUCCGACGGAACGCUAACCUCCUCGUGGCCUUUCUUCGAGCGCCUCGACGCUCUCAUCGGAUCCAGUGUGUCCGCCAAAAAACCACCGCCUCCGACGCAGCCUUCCCGCUCCUUGUCGCCGUCGCCUCCGGUCGCUGUUCCUCUUUACCCCAAGAAACCGCCGCCUUCGCUCAAUUACACGGCCGUUGUGCUGCAGCAGAAGAGGCCAUCUCCGGCGACCGACGAGGGGUACUUCAGGAGGAACUACUCGGCGAUGGCGGCAGCUGCGGCCGCGGCGGAGGACGCGGAUGACGUGGAGGAGGAGGAGGAGGAGGAGGAGGAUGAGGAAGAGGAGCCGGAGGAGGAGAGAGAGACGUCGGAGGUGGAGGAGAGAGAGGGGAUGAGGAGGUUGGCGAGGGCGAUAGAGAGGUUCGGAGAGGUUUACGAGAGGGUGGAGAGGGAUAAGCUGAGGCAGAUGGUGGAAUUGGAGAAGCAGAGGAUGCAGUUCGCCAAGGAUUUGGAGGUGCAGAGGAUGAAUAUGUUCAUGGACACGCAGGUUCAGCUCGAGAGGAUCAAGCAUGGCAAGCGUUCCAGAUCCAAUGGUUCACUGUGAGCUGUCACUGUACUUAAAAAAAAAAAAAAUUCAAGUCAAUUGUUAAGAUGGCAUUGCCUUUCAUCAAUUGCGUGAAAGGUCUUGGUUUUAGUUGCGUUUUUCAACUUUGAGGUUUUAAACACACCGUGACAGGGAGUCAGUGAGGGCCUCGGCUUGAUUCGAGAGUUAGUGGUGAGCUUUCGGGCCAUGAAGCUAUGAAGUGCUUGAUUACUGCAUGUUGAAGUUGUUUUCAGCGGCAAUGUUCAGUUUCUCCAUGUAUUUGCAUGAUUGUUGUUUUUCUUAGAAUUUAUUAGAAUCUAUCUCUUCGGUUAGUUGUUCUCAGAUUAUUGAGGAGGGAUUGUUUCAGUUUAAUGUCUUUUAUAGGUUGGGGAUUUGGUCCUAGAGUCGUGCUUCAGUUACUCUUGAGAGUGUGAUCUACUUCUGGAGGUCUGAAAAGAUGAUCUUAAAUUAUAUUAAUGAGAUUAGCUUGUCAGGAUGGAGAUGUGCUUUAAGGAGUUGUCAAGUGUGGGAGAUUGGACAACUAUACUCAACUUGUUAUGAUUUGCUCUCUUAGACAGAGAUGACCCAAAAAUGUUUUAUUAUCAGCUCAGGCAUAAUAAUUUUGGACUGAUCUGAGGCGAGUUUCCUUA